Molecule: messenger RNA, 1806 nt
Organism: Phialemonium atrogriseum
Lineage: Eukaryota; Fungi; Ascomycota; Sordariomycetes; Cephalothecales; Cephalothecaceae
Exons: 5
Coding region: 1-1806 (601 amino acids)
Source: RefSeq, a predicted model, not a curated record
AUGCCCCCGCGACUCCGGUGCCCGGCUUCGCGGAGCCUCGUCCCCUCGCUCUCCCGGACCAAGACUCUCGCUCGACCGGCCGCAUUGCAAUAUGCCACCGCAGCGUCGGCCUCGUCGGCUAUAUCGGCAUUGCGUCUGCCGGAUGAUUACGUUCCCCCGACCCAGCCACCGAGCGCUCGCCGUCCAGAGUCCCGGAACUCGCAGCUUUUACGAACCUACACCUCCCUUAUCCGCUCCACUCCCCUAGUUCUUCUCUUCCAGCACAACAACCUCACGGCAAACGAAUGGGCAGCCCUGCGGAGAGAAUUGAAAUUUGCACUAGCCGCCGUUGGGUCCCCGUCCGCCGACCCGGGCGCCACCGCGGCGAGCGCCGCCGACGACCUCGCCGCCAACAUCAAGCUCCAAGUGAUCCGGACGCGCAUCUUCGACGUCGCCCUCAGGGUCGUCGAGUACUUUGACCCGGCAUCCGUGCGCGGCGCCGCCACGCCGGGGUCCAAGUCGAGGCCGAAGCCGAAGAAGUCGUACAACCACGACCUGUCCAAGGCGGCUCACGCGGCCAUCAAGGCGGCCAUGGCCGACCCCUCGGCGCGCGCCGACGCCUCGUCCACCUACUCGCAGCUCUCGCCGCUGCUGGUGGGGCCCCUGGCGCUGCUCACCAUCCCCGCCGUGUCGCCCGCCCACCUCGCCGCCGCCCUGCGCGUCCUCGCGCCAAGCCCGCCCGCGUUCCCGGCGCCGACGAGGCGGAAGAACCCGGGGUACUACGAGCCCGUGGUGCAGAGCGCGCUCCAGAAGCUGCUGCUCGUCGGCGGCAGGGUCGAGGGCAAGGUCUUCGACACGGACGGCGUGCGGUGGGUCGGCGGCAUCGAGGACGGUAUCGACGGCCUGCGGGCCCAGCUGGUGGCUCUGCUGCAGAAUGCCGGCCUGGGCUUGACGACCGCGCUGGAGGGCGCGGGAAAGAGCUUGUGGCUGACGAUGGAGAGCCGUAGGAGCGUGUUGGAGGAGGUGGAGAAAGGAGAAGCUGCUGGGGAGAAGGGCGAAGCUGCCGAGGAGAAGGGCGAAGCUGCCGAGGAGAAGAAGGAGGCGUGCCCUCUUCACCCUCCCCGAUUCUUCCCUCCGGAACCAAUCCAUUCCCCAAACCACAAAAUGGAUUUCGCACCCUACCAGUCCUCUCCUCCCGAACACGGCCGCACCCUCUCCCCCGAGGCCACAACCUCGCCCCGGGCGUCCUGGGACUACGCGCGGCGGUCAUUCUCGCCGCAGGCGACCCCCGCGGCGGCGGCUCCCUCUUCGUCCUCGCCCCCGCUCCUCCAGCACCCGCAGCCGCAGCGCGCGUGGUCCGGCGACGGGAUAAGGAGCCCCGCGGGCGCGGCCGGAUACCAGAGCCCUGGCGUCGGUGGUGGCGGUGGCGGCGGCGGUGGUGGGAUGGGGGACUACUUCGGGGCGCUGGGCGCGAGGGAGGGGAUGGUGUCCGAGUUCGAUACCAGCCUGGGGCUGAGGCUUGACUACGAGGCCUGUUUGGCUUACCUUGCGCUGCCGCCGCUGGGGGCGAUAGUGCUGCUGAUACUGGAGAAGAAGAGCGACUACGUCAGAUUCCAUGCCUGGCAGUCAGCGUUGCUUUUCACGGCCAUUUUCGUCUUGCACCUCAUAUUUUCUUGGUCAAGCUUCUUCAGCUGGCUCCUCUUGAUCGGCGACUUGGCCCUGAUCGUUUAUUUGACCGUGCGAGCAUACAGAGAUGUCGAUACUCUUGACAGGUUUGAGAUCCCUAUCGUUGGUCCGAUAGCGAGCAGGAUACUCGAUGAUGAAUGA